Xylaria bambusicola is the source of this 2221-nucleotide messenger RNA. RefSeq names its product histidine phosphatase superfamily. The transcript is spliced from 8 exons. Gene Ontology annotation, biological process: dephosphorylation. Bases 528 to 2192 code for a protein of 554 amino acids. The record is from RefSeq and is a predicted model, not a curated record. Lineage: Eukaryota; Fungi; Ascomycota; Sordariomycetes; Xylariales; Xylariaceae. Gene Ontology annotation, molecular function: phosphatase activity.
AUGACUUCAACACAAUGCCAACAAGGCGUUGUAGCUACAACGCCUCGACCAGAGGGCUUCCCGGAGCGUCUGCCUAGUAGCUGAGCCGCAGAUGUCGAUCAAGUGCUUCAUAUUGUCACAAACACGACGGUCAUGGUGGUCUACCAGUAUGUUUGCCGCGGCGUAGCCGUAAAUGUCCACGAAGUGGAUUAACGGCAAGCUUUGGUUGGGCAGGUAGGUAGGUAGGUAGGUAGGUAGGUAGAUAGAUUACCGAAACGUUGCCUUGAUGCCGGCUAGAUGAAUUACCAUUAUCGCAAGCGCGGCCCGGGUGGCAAGCCGGAAUCUCCUCCGACUUCGUGGCCAAGCCGUAAACACUUGUUUUCGCAUGGGAAAUAAUGGAAAUCGGACUUCGGGAAAUUCGUCAACGAGCCGUAAUCAACGUGAGGUGGUCAUGGUAGACGCAAAGGCGGGAGCCAAUGAUAAAUAUUGUCGCGAUUUCCGAUAAUAGAAAGGCACCUAAUAGGUAUCUGUAGGUAUCUAGUGGGACAAUGCAAUUCGCCAACAGAAGCCACCGAUUCAGCCAGGGUCAUGAAGGUCCAGCAAGGCGCCAUCUAGGUAUAAAACUUCACUCUCCCCAGUUCGUUACCCACUCGACCAGAUACCUAAUUCAUCAAACCGCCAACCUGACUGCCUCACCGCCGACAUCCAUGACGUCCGUCGCUAGCCCACCGAUAGCUCCAGCUUGUCCAGGCGGGCUAAGUAUUGAGCAAGUCCAGAUUUUCGUCCGUCAUGGCGAGCGAAGCCCAAUAUCGGCUCGCUUUCAGAAUACUGGGUUGUCUCCCUAUUGGCCGUAUUGCAGUGCGGCGCAGCGAUUCACCCAGGUUGUCAUGGCUACCCAGGAUGGCUCCAGAUGGGAAUCUAUGAUUUGGAAGAGAUGCCUAGAGACAUCUGGGCCGGACGGGCGAUCUACUCCCGCAAAGGGCGCAGGUGGUGAGACCACCAGCAUCUGUAUGCCCGGAGAGCUCACUGACAGAGGACGGGAAACCUCCCUCGCCUUCGGCAAGUCGUUGCGUCGGCUCUACGUCGAUCAACUAAGCUUGUUGCCAAAACAUCUACCAGAUGCCGAAAUGCUCUAUAUUCGGACAACGGAGGUGCCGCGGGUCAUCGAGUCGGUGCAGCAGGUCUUACAUGGCCUUUACCCUUUGGGUACGAACCGAACCUCGGCUCCUUGGGAUAUUGCCAUGCGCUCGCGGGCGGAGGAAACGCUACUCCCCAGGACCCAGUCGUGUGCUAGACUCGCAGAGCUUACUAGAGCAUUUUCUCAGGCAGCUGCAGAGAAGUGGAACGGAAGCGACGACAUGAGGUACCUGUCUGAAAAGCUGGGUAAAUGGAUGCCUGGCAACAAAGCCGUGGCCGUGGACUCUCGGCCCAGAUUGUUCGCCAUCAUGGACACCAUCAAUGCAACACUUGCCCAUGGGCCCGAGACUCGGCUCCCCGACGAAUUUUACGACGAACGAGUGCGCAGAGUUAUCGACCAAAUAGUAGUCGACCAGAUGUUUCGCGGCUAUGGUGUUUCUCGCGAACUACGAAUGCUUGGUGUAGGUCAGUUAAUGGGAGACAUGGUCCUGAAAAUGCUUGACCAAGUAGAGUGGAAUCGAAGAUACGACGUGCGAGACCCUGUCUUGCAAUCAAGAGCACCACCCAGGCUAUCUCUAUUAGGUUGUCACGAUCGCACGAUCGGCAUAGUGCUAGCAAGCCUUGGCUGUCUUGAUAGUAACGAGAAAUGGCCGCCUUUUACCAGCCACAUCACCUUGGAGCUGUUUCGCAAGCGACGAACGCCUUCCCCGAGCAUGAAAGAAGAUGAAAAGCAGUCUAUAUGGAGAGAUGCUACUACUAGCGUGAAUCCAAUCACCAAUCGGGCAGACACAGGCGAACCGCGAGCCAUCAGACGACUACAUGUCAAGGAACCCACGACGGACGAGAUACACGAACUUGACGAAUACUUCGUAAGGGUCAGAUAUAAUGACCGCAUCAUGACGGUCCCUGGAUGCCGAGCGGAAGGGAAGCACUUUGACGGGGACGCAAGUCUCUGCUCGCUGUCAUCAUUCAAGUCUAUUGUAGAUAAAUUCACCCCUAGAAAUUGGAAACGCGCGUGCAAUUCUAACUUGGGUGCUUCGUCGACCAUGAUAAGCGAUGAGUCGGCCGGGUAUUAGGAAAAUUGUCACCUGGAUCUUAUACAUUA